AUGACCGAGUGGGACCUGACGCCGGUGCUGGCCAAGUACCUCGACCCGCAGUUGGUCAUUGGUCUGCUGGAGUUUCUCGAAAACAAGGAGAUCUACCCGUCUGAGGAAAUUUUCAAAUAUAAAGUAGAUAUUUUGGAUAAGAACAAUCUGCUUGACUAUCUGGUGCACGUCUACGAGAACUACAAUAUGGCCGUGCCAAAAGAGCUGCUUGAGAAAAAGGCCAAAUUAGCCGAGGAGACGAAUCGUGUCACCAGCGAACUUCAAGAAGUCUUUGCCGCCCUUGGCGAUUUGGACGAGCAGCAGCAGUUGCAGGUUCAGCUGCAGAGUAAACAACUGUUUUCGCCUGAGAAAGUGAAUCUUCUGUACGACUUUGCUCGCAUGAACUACAGCUCUGCGCAGUAUGCCCAAGCGAUUGGCUUCCUCAACACCUACCAGAUGCUGAUCACGCCUCAGGAUAAAAACUACGUGAACGUCAUGUGGGGCAACCUGGUGUGCUCGAUUCUGGCGUUGGAGUACAAACAGGCGCUGGAUCACUUCAACGUGAUCAAGGGCUACAUUGACAACUCCAACUUUACGCCCACUCAGGCCCUUCAACAGCGCACCUGGCUCAUCCACUGGGGCCUGUUUAUCUUUUUCAACAUUGAACAGGGCCGUGACAUGCUGGUGGAGCUCUUCUUUGACACCAAAAGCAUGGGCAACAAGAACGCGCAGAACCCCUACCUGAACGCCAUCCAAACGUCGUGUCCUCACAUUCUGCGUUAUCUGAGUGCUGCUGUCAUUACUCACCGGCAGCGACGUAACUGCAUGAAAGAUCUGGUACGCUUCAUUCAGCAAGAGUCGUACAACUACCGCGAUCCGAUCACCGAGUUUGUCGAGUGCCUCUACGUCAACUUUGACUUUGACGGCGCCCAGAAGAAGCUUCGCGACUGUGAGGUGGUCAUUCGCAUCGACUUCUUCCUCACUGGCUGCAUCGACGACUUUAUUCAAAAUGCUCGUCUCUUUAUUUUUGAGAUCUUCUGUCAAAUUCACGAAUGCAUUUCCAUCAACAUGAUCGCCGACAAGCUGAACAUGACCAAUGACGACGCCGAGCGAUGGAUCGUCAAGUUGAUUCGUGAUGCGCACUUUGACGCCAAGAUUGACUCCAAAAACGGCCACGUUAUUAUGGGUACCCAGGCACUGUCGCAGUACCACCAGCUAAUAGAGAAAACGAAAGCCAUGCGUCUGCGAACAGAGAUGCUCGCCGUCAACAUUGAAAAGACUCUCCACAAAAAGGCCGAUCGCUCAAUGUGGAAUUAG
Molecule: messenger RNA, 1296 nt
Organism: Rhagoletis zephyria (snowberry fruit fly)
Lineage: Eukaryota; Metazoa; Arthropoda; Insecta; Diptera; Tephritidae
Source: RefSeq, a predicted model, not a curated record